This is a messenger RNA of Acaulospora colombiana, 487 nucleotides long. NCBI's taxonomy places the organism in Eukaryota, Fungi, Glomeromycota, Glomeromycetes, Diversisporales, Acaulosporaceae. The record is from the annotation of a GenBank genome assembly.
AUUUAUCACGGCGACAUUAAGACAGAAAAUGUUCUUGUCACUUCGUGGAAUUGGAUCUAUUUAUCCGAUUUCGCCGGAUAUAAGCCCACCUAUCUACCAGAGGGUGAGCUGGAGUUUGGGGAAAAAGAUGGAGCCAUAACUCCUGCUAUGGAUAUAUUUUCUCUUGGUUGUGUGAUAGCCGAGGUAUUUUUGGAGGGAGCGCCAAUAUUUUCACUUGCGCAGUUGUUCAAAUAUAGAUCGGGGGAGUAUAACCCAGACGUCUGCCUGAAUAAAAUUGAAGAUCCAGAUAUAAGAGAUUCCAACGCUGCACACAAUGCUAUAGUAAAUACCGAUGCAGAUGAUAAGAUUGAGAGAAUUUACCAUGAAUUUGAUAAAAUUGCUUUCCUCUUGGGAUUUUAUGGAGAAAAUACUGAUGUUGAAAGCGAAGAAAUUGUUGUCAAUCACGGUCCCGGGGAUAAAAUUGGCGAAAGUUCCCGUUCUUUAGGAG